AACAACUUCCUUAAUCGUUGCACGCGCGUAAGCUGUCUUAAAUACUGUAGCUAGCUAGCUAGCUAGCUAGAAUUAAACAACAUCGGACUAAUAUUAUUUUAACAAGCUCCGUAAUUCAUCUUCGUGGACAUAUUAAUAACACCAUGGAGACCAUUUUAGAGCAACAGCGUCGUUAUCACGAGGAGAAGGAAAGACUGAUGGACGCAAAAACAAAGGAGAUGCUUCACAAGAAAACGACGUUGCGCGACCAGAUUAAUUCCGAUCAUCGAACACGAGCCAUGUUGGACAGGUAUAUGGAAGUAUGCGGAAUCCUCAGAGACUCCUACGAGGACAAAGAUGGUAUGAGAAAGGAAGAGCUCGGUGCCAUAUCUGGUCCAAAUGAGUUUGCUGAGUUCUACAACCGACUGAAACAGAUCAAGGAAUUCCACCGGAAACAUCCCAAUGAGAUCAGUGUGCCCAUGUCAGUGGAGUUUGAGGAGCUGGUAAAAGCCAGAGACAACCCCAGUGAGGAAGCGCAGAAUCUAGUAGAAUUCACUGACGAAGAAGGAUACGGUCGUUACCUGGAUCUCCACGACUGUUACCUGAAAUACAUCAACCUGAAAGGGGCAGAGAAACUGGAAUACGUCUCCUAUUUGUCAUCAUUUGAUCAACUCUUUGAUAUCUCUAAAGACAGGAAGAAUGCAGAAUACAGGAAGUACCUGGAGAUGCUCCUGAUGUAUCUGCAGGAUUACACCGACCGUGUCAAACCCUUGCUGGAUCAGAACGAGCUGUACGGGAAAGUGCUGGUUGACUUUGAAAAGAAGUGGGAGAACGGGACGUUUCCCGGCUGGCCGAAAGAAGCUAGCAGUGCUCUGACCCAUGCUGGAGCUCAUCUGGACCUGUCUGCAUUCUCCUCCUGGGAGGAGUUGGCCUCCCUGGGUCUGGACAGAUUGAAGUCUGCCCUCAUGGCUCUGGGAUUGAAGUGUGGGGGCACACUGGAGGAAAGGGCACAGCGACUGUUCAGCACUAAAGGCAAAUCUCUGGAGGCGCUGGAUCCCUCUCUCUUUGCUAAAAACCCUAAAGCUAAAGGACCAAAGAAAGACACAGAACGCAACAAGGAGAUUGCUUUCCUGGAGGCCCAGAUUUAUGAAUAUGUAGAGAUCCUGGGGGAGCAGAGGCAGCUGACCCACGAAAAUGUGCAGAGGAAGCAGGCGCGCACGGGCGAGGAACGCGAGGAGGAUGACGAUGAGCAGCCCAGCGAAAGCGAGAGCGAAGACGAGGACAACGAGAUCAUCUACAACCCCAAGAAUCUGCCGCUGGGCUGGGACGGGAAGCCAAUUCCAUACUGGCUGUACAAACUUCAUGGCCUGAAUAUCAACUACAACUGUGAGAUCUGUGGGAACUACACAUACAGGGGGCCCAAAGCCUUCCAGAGGCACUUUGCAGAGUGGAGGCACGCGCACGGAAUGCGCUGUUUGGGCAUCCCCAACACUGCCCACUUUGCCAAUGUCACUCAGAUUGAAGACGCUGUGUCCUUGUGGUCAAAACUGAAGUCACAGAAGGCAUCAGAGCGCUGGCAGCCAGACACAGAGGAAGAGUAUGAGGACUCCAGCGGAAAUGUGGUCAACAAGAAGACCUAUGAAGAUCUAAAGCGUCAGGGGCUGCUUUAGGGCUCUGAGACUGAGGCGCCAUCUCAAGAAGACAAGUGUGUUGUGAAGCCAGGGGAUGUCUGUUUUCCCUUCUCUCCGUUUUGGACUUGUGUACCUUUCUCAGAAAAAUAACCUUGUAGAUUUUUGUGUUUUCAUGACUUGCUUAUUUUUCAUUAAGCCCUCUGACAUAUGAGAGAAGACAAGUAUAGAUUUCGGUAUUCAAUAAAUCUCAACGUUUUUGUCAAGUG
Molecule: messenger RNA, 1876 nt
Organism: Electrophorus electricus (electric eel)
Lineage: Eukaryota; Metazoa; Chordata; Actinopteri; Gymnotiformes; Gymnotidae
Gene: sf3a3
Product: splicing factor 3a, subunit 3
Biological process (GO): mRNA splicing, via spliceosome
Cellular component (GO): spliceosomal complex; nucleus
Molecular function (GO): RNA binding; zinc ion binding
Source: RefSeq, a predicted model, not a curated record